Kwoniella shivajii is the source of this 2934-nucleotide messenger RNA. RefSeq lists its product as uncharacterized. Bases 1 to 2934 code for a protein of 977 amino acids. The record is from RefSeq and is a predicted model, not a curated record. Gene Ontology annotation, biological process: cytoplasmic microtubule organization; spindle assembly; mitotic cell cycle. NCBI's taxonomy places the organism in Eukaryota, Fungi, Basidiomycota, Tremellomycetes, Tremellales, Cryptococcaceae. Gene Ontology annotation, cellular component: spindle pole; equatorial microtubule organizing center; gamma-tubulin complex. The transcript has 15 exons. Gene Ontology annotation, molecular function: gamma-tubulin binding; microtubule minus-end binding.
AUGUUCAAUCGACCUGCAUCUUCCCUAUCGACUCAUCGCAAUGUUCGACCUUCUUCAAGUACGACCACUCGUCCACCGAUAGAACAGCUCGUAUACUCUCUCGUGCCAUCGCUUGCGCCUUCAAGAUCGCAUCGCACCGGUAUUGAUUCACGAUCAGGAAGAUCGUUAGUGGCUAGCUCCAGACCUGAUAGUCGAGCUGAUAUCGACGAUGAAAUCGAGAAGGAAAGGAAAGAGAGAGUCAAGGAGUUGAUGGAAUGGUGCGAGGAAAUUAUGGAAAGAUUACCAUCAUCAGCCCCUUUAUCCUCUUCGACAUUACCUGAUACAGCUAGACGGAUGUUACUUCAAACAGCUUCUCGCCCAGAUGGCAGAUCAGCAUCGAGGCAGAGUAUGCGAGGUGAAGAAAGCUCAAUUGGAACGGAGAGAGCAAUGAAGUUCAGUGGGAUAUGGAAUAAGCUUGAAAAAGGGCGCCUAUUGUCAUCCCCUUUACCUCAUCUACAAUUUCUUCUGUCAUUGUCUGAUCUUAACCCUAGCAAUACACCAAGUAGACCGAUACCUUCUGCAAAUUCCCCAGCCGCAUCGGCGAGCAGAUCUAUGCCACCACCACCUGUUCCAUCUACUUUUCCCUCUACACAGGCUAGCUCUUCAAGACAACCUCUCAACGAUGCACCUUCUACGAAUAUUCCUAUUUUAGAUUUCGAUCCCAAGGGCAAGAGCAAGGCGGAUGUCCUGAAGGCUUGGCGUAUAUCAAUGUCUCAAACACCUUUUCCACCCCACCUUCUACUACGAGAUACUCUAUACCUUCUGCAAGGUAUCGACGGUCAUUAUAUCCGUUUCGCUCUUCGACCGCCACCAGAACAGAAUCCGUAUCUGACCGAGAAGGGUAGAGCGGGGGAGGGAGCGGGUUUCCCACUUGGAAAAGAUGGAGGCGUGCUCCCAAAAGUAGAAGGAGAUGAAGGGGAUAUAGUUGGAAUCGAGAUUGUAGCAGAUCAAGAAAAGGACGGCUUUAUAUCUAAGCCUACACAGACAAUACUGAUGCAGCUGUCCGAGAUGGGUAUGCUAUAUAGACGAGUCACAGACUUUAUCAACUCUCGUCAGGCUGGAGUUGGGAAAGGCGGUAUGACUGAGCAGAGUCUUUGUCACUUCCUACAUCAUGAAUUGUCGGAAUAUCAUCGACUACUCGCCGUUUUGGAAUCGCAGAUGAACCAAACUUCAACGGAAGACAUGGAGAAACCCGCCGAAGGUGCUGGAUUGACGCUGAUGAGGUUAGGACUCUGGACAGAGGAGAUGAGGUUGAAGUUGAGACAGAUGAGUAUGGUCGUAGACGAGGCGAAAAGUGUUCAUGGAGGAGCUUUAGUUUCGAGGAUACACAAACAUACCAGUCAUGGCGAUCCCCUUAUCAGGAGAUUCACUGAUCAGAUACUGGAAGAGGUCUCCAAACCAUUCUUUGCAACUUUACAACGAUGGAUAUUUUCCGGUGAUCUAAAUGACCCUUUCAACGAAUUCUUCGUACAACUAAAUCCUGAAAACGUCUCCGCUCGGGACGGCCGAAUAUCGCCAGCAGGGGAUGUAGGAUUUGAAGUGGGAAUAGAUUCCGCAGGAGGUACAGACGAGGCUCAUAAAGUCUGGGAAAAGAAAUACGUUUUUGUGAAAGGUAUGGUACCUGGUUUUGUCAGUGAAGAUUUCGGCAAGAAGAUAUUCUCAACUGGAAGAAGUUUGAAUUUCAUCCGAUAUAGCUGCGGGGAUAGCGAUUGGAUAGAGACUCAAGCUAAGCUCGCUAACGCUGGUCGAGCAUUGAAAUAUAGCGAUCUAGCUGGACUGGAACGGUCUAUCGAUGAUGCGUAUGGAAUAGCCAGUCAACGGUUAUUAGAGAUAUUCUUCGACAAAUUCGUUCUGCUAGAACACCUGAGAGCUCUCAAAUCCUAUUUGAUGCUGGGAGCUGGUGACUUCACAGAAUUAUUAAUGGAAGCUUUAGCUCCGCGACUUUCCAAGCCUGCUAUAUCGUUAUAUCGACAUCACUUGACAUCUGACUUGGAAUCUGCUAUUCGAGGAUCGAACGCUCAGUUCGACAAACCAGAUAUACUACGUAGACUCGAUGCUAGGAUAUUAGAAUACUCUCAUGGUGAAACAGGAUGGGAUUGUUUCGCAUUGGAAUAUAAGGUUGAAGCUCCUUUAAACGCUGUUCUGGACGGAAAGGCAAUGCUGGAUUAUGAUAGAUUAUUCAAUCAUUUGUGGAGAUUGAAAAGAGUAGAAAAUGCUUUGACGCAUGGUUGGAUGCAAGUUACUAGUGUUUCGAGGACGUAUGAGAAGAUACCAGGUCUCAGCAACGACUGGCAUCAUUGUCGAAUAGUACAAUCUGAAAUGGUACAUUUCCUGAGAAACCUCCAAGCCUUCUAUCAAUUAGAAGUGAUAGAAUGUUCAUGGCAGGCAUUGAUAGAAUUCACAGAAAAGAGAGAAGGUGAUCUAGAUGCUUUAAUAGCCGCUCAUCGAGAGUACCUCGAUAGAGUGGUGAGAAAGGUCCUAUUAUUGAGUAGUAAAAGGGACAAAGAGGAGAUACUACUUGACACGGUCCGGGAUGCUCUUGAGUUCAUCUUGCAGUUUAGGGAUGCUACGGACGAUCUGUAUGGAUGGUCCUUGGCUGAGGCUACUCGAUUGGAUCGUGAACGAGACACCGAACGAGGACUAUACACUACUCCAACAACGGAUUCACUUGAUCUAUCACAGACUCAACUAACGUCAAUCAGACAACGAAUCAAGACAUGUUCAAAUUCAUUCCAAGAUCGUCUCAUUUCGAUAUGUCAUUUAGCUGGAAGUCACCCGGAUUUAGAUAUUAGAUUUUUAGCCAUCAGGAUAGCAUGGAAUGGACAUUAUUCUCUGAGGAAAAGUAGACCUACUGGUAAUACCGUUGAAAGGAAUUCAAAGUCAAGUAGGGGAUAA